AUGGCGCAAAAACUACGCAUUGGCUACGUUCCGGAGCAUUUCUCCACGCCGCUCCACUUCGCGCAUAAGCACUACGGUCUCCAGGCCGAUCUGGUGCCAUUCCCGUCCGGCACCGGCCACAUGAUCCAAUCGCUACAGGGCAAGGAAAUCGACGUCGGUAUUGGUCUUACCGAGGGCUGGGUUGCUGGUAUUGGGAAAGCGAUUACCGAGAAAGGCGAUGCAAAGGCUGCGGGUUAUCAGUUGGUGGGCACGUAUGUUGAGACGCCGUUGUGCUGGGCGAUCAGCACGGGCACGAAGAGGGAUAUCAAUGGCGUGGAUGGGCUGCGAGGCAGAAAGAUUGGUGUCAGUCGCAUUGGAAGCGGAUCCUACGUGAUGGGCUUUGUGCUGGCCGACCAGCAUGGAUGGCUCUCUCAGUCCAAGCCUGGCCAGCCACCCUUUGAAGUUGUCCCUCUCAACACGUUCGCCAAACUCCGUGAGGCGGUCAAUGACGGCAAUGCUGAUUUCUUCAUGUGGGAGCACUUCACUUCCAAGCGCUACUACGACAACGGCGAGAUCAAGCGGAUUGGCGAAAUAUAUACGCCUUGGCCAAGCUGGCACAUCGUAGCGCGGGAUCCAACUGACACGCGCAUGCAGACGAUGAGCGAUGCCAUCAACAAGGGUGUUCAGCAUUACAAGGAAAACCAGCAGGAGGCGAUCGAAUACAUCUCGACCGAACUGGACUACUCAGCAGAGGAUGCCAAGGAAUGGACCAAGACGGUCAGGUUCGCCGAGGAAGUGAGGGGCGUCAAUCCGGCAGUGGUAGAGAAGACGAUUGAUAUCCUGAGCAAAGCCGGGGUCCUGGAUGCUGGAAAAUGCGGCGUGGAGGAUAUGGUCGCGAUCAAACGUGAAGAAAGGGCGAAAUAA
This is a messenger RNA of Lasiodiplodia theobromae, 903 nucleotides long. Its product is annotated as ABC-type nitrate sulfonate bicarbonate transporter. Bases 1 to 903 code for a protein of 300 amino acids. The record is from RefSeq and is a predicted model, not a curated record. NCBI's taxonomy places the organism in Eukaryota, Fungi, Ascomycota, Dothideomycetes, Botryosphaeriales, Botryosphaeriaceae. The transcript is spliced from 3 exons.